Molecule: messenger RNA, 1224 nt
Organism: Rangifer tarandus platyrhynchus (Svalbard reindeer)
Lineage: Eukaryota; Metazoa; Chordata; Mammalia; Artiodactyla; Cervidae
Source: the annotation of a GenBank genome assembly
AUGCUUCGAUACCCAUAUUUUUGUAGAAUCCAUAAAAAUUUUCUUUCUUGCUGGUUGGAAUCUGGCAUAUUUAAUUUGGGUGUCUGGCCAAAAAAAAUACAUGCUACAGCAGAAAGAUAUAAUGAAUGUGAAGCCCAGGAGGAAACAGAUCAAACUGGAGUUGAGGAGUUACACAGAUCUCAAGAUAGAGAUUCUGAAGUGAUGACUAAGUUACAUAUUCCAGUGAUGGUGGAUGAAGUUAUUCGUUGUUUGGCACCACAAAAAGGGCAGGUUUUUCUAGAUAUGACAUUUGGCUCAGGAGGACACACAAGAGCCAUUCUACAGAAGGAGCCAGAUAUUACUCUGUAUGCAUUAGACAGAGACCCUACAGCACAUGCAAUAGCCGAACAGCUUUCAGAAUUGUACCCUAAACAGAUCCGAGCCAUCCUAGGCCAGUUCAGCCAGGCAGAAGCCUUACUGAUGAAAGCUGGAGUACAGCCAGGGACUUUGGAUGGAGUUCUUUUGGAUCUUGGGUGUUCCUCCAUGCAACUUGAUACCCCUGAAAGAGGUUUUUCCCUUCGGAAGGACGGCCCCUUGGACAUGAGAAUGGAUGGUGACAGGUACCCUGAUAUGCCCACCGCAGCUGAUGUUGUGAACGCGUUAGAUCAACAGGCACUUGCAUCCAUCCUGAGAACAUACGGAGAGGAGAAGCACGCCAAGAAAAUCGCUUCAGCAAUUGUUCAGGCACGCAGCCUCUACCCCAUCACCAGAACCCAGCAGCUUGCCAGCAUUGUUGCAGGUGCAUUUCCUCCCUCUGCUCUUUAUGCGCGAAAAGAUUUGCUACAGCGAUCUACCCAUAUUGCUACAAAGACUUUUCAAGCUUUUCGCAUAUUUGUGAACAAUGAGCUCAAUGAACUUUACACAGGACUGGAGACAGCUCAGAAGUUUCUGAGACCUGGUGGUCACCUCGUUGCCCUCUCCUUCCAUUCACUGGAGGAUCGCAUCAUCAAACGAUUCCUGCUUGGGAUAAGCAUGACAGAAAGGUUUAACCUAAGUGCUAGACAGAAAGUGAUACAAAAAUCACAGUUGGAUUCAGAUCAGGAAAACAAGAAACACGUCUCUAUAGGAAAGGCCUCUUUAACGUGGAAACUGAUGCACAAGAAGGUACUUACUCCAGAAGAUAAAGAUGUACAGGAUAACCCCAGAGGACGCUCCGCCAAGCUUAGAGCAGCUAUCAAAUUAUGA